This is a messenger RNA of Papilio polytes (common Mormon), 1369 nucleotides long. It is a transcript of the gene Cdk7, whose product is annotated as cyclin-dependent kinase 7. The record is from RefSeq and is a predicted model, not a curated record. NCBI's taxonomy places the organism in Eukaryota, Metazoa, Arthropoda, Insecta, Lepidoptera, Papilionidae. Gene Ontology annotation, cellular component: nucleus; transcription factor TFIIH holo complex; transcription factor TFIIK complex. The transcript has 7 exons. Gene Ontology annotation, molecular function: ATP binding; RNA polymerase II CTD heptapeptide repeat kinase activity; cyclin-dependent protein serine/threonine kinase activity. Gene Ontology annotation, biological process: positive regulation of transcription by RNA polymerase II; protein phosphorylation. Bases 169 to 1185 code for a protein of 338 amino acids.
UUGAACUCAAAAGUCAGUUUCCGUGUUGUGCAGUUUUGCUUUUGGUAUAUUUCUUGAAAUGAUAUCGUAAAUGUGUAUUAUUAACUUAAAUGUAACUAUAAAAUAUAUGUACAUGUGAUUAACUAGAAUGAAGUUACAAUAUUGAAAAUAUAAUUUAACCAUAUAAUAAUGUAUGAACCAACGUUACGUUAUGAGAAGAUAGACUUUCUUGGAGAAGGACAGUUUGCUACAGUAUAUAAAGCAAAAGAUGUGAAAAACGAUAAAAUAGUUGCUGUUAAGAAAAUCAAAAUUGGUUCGCGUUUAGAGGCUCAAGAUGGAAUCAAUCGCACUGCUCUCAGAGAAAUUAAAUUGCUACAAGAAUUGCAACAUAUCAACCUCAUUGGACUAUUAGAUGUAUUUGGACAGAAGUCAAAUGUAUCACUUGUGUUUGACUUCAUGGAUACUGACUUAGAAAUAAUAGUAAAGGACAGCAAUAUUGUACUUACUCCUGCUAAUGUUAAGGCAUAUACUAUUAUGACUCUCAAAGGACUGGAAUAUUUACAUCAAAAUUGGAUACUGCACAGAGAUUUGAAACCUAAUAAUUUACUUAUAAACCGUGAAGGUAUAUUGAAGAUUGGAGAUUUUGGUCUAGCAAAAGCAUUUGGCUCACCUACCAGAAUAAAUACACAUCAAGUUGUGACAAGAUGGUACAGAUCUCCAGAGUUGUUGUUCGGGGCACGGCAAUACGGAACCGGCGUGGAUAUGUGGGCGGUGGGCUGCAUAUUGGCAGAGUUGCUGUUGCGAGUGCCCUUCCUGCCCGGGGAGUCAGAUUUAGAUCAGCUCUCCCGCAUCUUCCAGGUGUUUGGAACUCCAACUGAGGAAACUUGGCCAGGCAUGAAGAACCUGACGGACUACGUGCAGUUCAAGCAGUUCCCGGCGCAGCAGCUGCGGCACAUCUUCAGCGCGGCGGCGGACGACCUGCUGCAGCUGCUGGACCGCCUGCUGGCGCUGCACCCGCCCGCGCGCUGCGACUGCACGCAGGCGCUGCAGAUGCCCUACUUCAGUAAUAAACCAGCACCAACUGUAGGCUCGAAGUUGCCCAUGCCCACGAAUAUAUUCAAAAUGGAAUCGGAAAAACCAUCUUUGAAAAGGAAACUUCUAGAUAAUAUAGAUGGCGGCAGUCUCGCUAAACGUCUACAAUUCUGACAUUAUGUAAACAAACUACGAUUGUUGGAAGCAAGUGCAAUAUUAUAACGCAUUUGUUGAUUUCAUCAUUGAUUUUAUUGGUUUGUUUAAGUUACAAAAUGAAGCUGGACUUUGAGCUUGACUUUAUUAUAGACUAUUGAUUAAUAAUUUUGUAAAACAGACAAAUAUAUUUUAAUGAUAGAUA